Exserohilum turcica Et28A is the source of this 733-nucleotide messenger RNA. RefSeq lists its product as uncharacterized. The record is from RefSeq and is a predicted model, not a curated record. Lineage: Eukaryota; Fungi; Ascomycota; Dothideomycetes; Pleosporales; Pleosporaceae. The transcript has 2 exons. Bases 92 to 445 code for a protein of 117 amino acids.
UGAGUACUAGCAGAGCUAUGGCGGUGGCCAUGUUUGGCAGGAUGCUACACUAUCUAGAGCUGCAUACUAAGAUCUUAAAGAUUGAGCAAGCAUGACUCUUUUCAAAGACUAUAAUAACCGCUAUUUUUCAAGCAUCGACAAUGUCGAACUCGUUCGUAAAUCCAUUUCAACUCUGUGUGUGUCGAUCCCAGUAAACGUUUGCGACAUCUUCUGGUCCUACCCAUACAUCGUCGCGUGGACCGCGUUUGCACCUUUAGGCGCAUACAUCUUUGUAAGAGAAGUGCUCAUGGCCAGAGGCGUUAUACAUGACGGUCGCGCACGGCGCGUUGUUACUAUUCUGAACAGUGGUUUCGAAGACAAACUUAACACUCUCCUCGCUCGACAUAUCUUAGGAAAUGCAGGCAGCUUUCCCGCCACUAUUGUUUAUCUUGCACCAGACCCUUGAUGCUUUCUGGUGGUCUCAACCGCCAGCGGAUAGCUGCGAUUGUUUCACCGUUGUUUAGACGGUUCCUCGGCAGCUCACUUACCAUGCCAGAAGUAUCACCGAAUGCGAGGCCGAAUUAGUAGAGGUACAGCAGACAAUUGUUGCGGUUGGCAUGGCCCAUCGUUUGCUAAAUGAGAAGCGUGUCAAAAAUCGCGAAUCUGAUUAACUAUCGCAGUAUAAUCAUCGCAAGAUGAGUAUCGCAGUUUAGAUUGACAAAGUGAUUUGAAACUGUCCGAGGCUAGAAAGCGC